UCCUCUGGGGAGCCUCAACAACCUCAUGAUGCUGACGAGGCAGAGAAGAGUCUCUCCAGAUCAGAACACCUCAAGAAACACCUGCAGAGACCCACAGGGAGGAGAACUCACUGCCGCUCUGACUGGGAAGAGAUUCACCUCAUCAGGCAUUACAAUUCAUCAGAGAACACACACAGGAGAGAAAUCGUAUAGCUGUGGGCAAUGUGAGAAGAGUUUUAGUCGAUUUGGCCAUCUGACAUUACACCAGAGAACACACACAGGAGAGAAACCUUAUAGAUGUGCUCAAUGUGGGAGGAGUUUUGGUAGAUCUGGCCAGCUGACAUCACACCAGAGAAUACAUACAGGAGAGAAAUCUUAUAGCUGUGAUCAAUGUGGGAAGAGUUUUGGUGCAUCUUGCUAUCUGACAGUGCACCAGAGAAUACACACAGGAGAGAAACCUUAUAGCUGUGGUCAAUGUGGGAAGAGUUUUGGUAGAUCUGGCCAGCUGACAUCACACCAGAGAAUACACACAGGAGAGAAACCUUAUAGCUGUGAUCAAUGUGGGAAGAGAUGUACUACAUCAUACUCUCUGACUGUACACCAGAGAAAACACACAGGAGAGAAACCUUAUAGCUGUGGUCAAUGUGGGAAGAGUUUUAGUUUUGGUAGAUCUGGCCAGCUGACAUCACACCAGAGAAUACACACAGGAGAGAAACCUUAUAUCUGUGCUCAAUGUGGGAAUAGUUUUACUACAUCAAGCAAUCUGACUUCACACCAGAGAACACACACAGGAGAGAAACCUCAUAGUUGUGAUCAAUGUGGGAAGAGUUUUACGACAUCAAGCAAUCUGACUUCACACCAGAGAACACACACAGGAGAGAAACCUUAUAGCUGUGAUCAAUGUGGGAUGAGUUUUACUAUAUCUAGCUCUCUGACUUCACACCAGAGAACACACACAGGAGAGAAGCCUUAUAGCUGUGAUCAAUGUGAGAAGAGUUUUACUACAUCUUGCUAUCUGACUGUACACCAGAGAACACACACAGGAGAGAAGCCUUAUAUCUGUGAUCAAUGUGGGAAGAGUUUUCCUACAUCUAGCCAGCUGACUUCACACCAGAGAACACACACAGGAGAGAAACCUUAUAUCUGUGAUCAAUGUGGGAUGAGUUUUACUACAUCAAGCCAUCUGACUGUACACCAGAGAACACACACAGGAGAGAAACCUUAUAGUUGUAAUCAUUGUGAGAAGAGGUUUCCUACAUCUAGCCAGCUGACUUCACACCAGAGAACACACACAGGAGAGAAACCUCAUAGCUGUGAUCAAUGUGACAAGACAGUGCUGAAAGUCUACAUCAGCUACAUCCGAUCCUUCUUUCAGUACGUUAACAACGUAUCUGGACUGACAUCAACCAGCAAUAGACAGUCAACCAUUGGCCAGAAGUUCAUUAACAGAGCCACUCACAACCCAUCACUGAAGGAAGCCGUGGGACAAAUGGACCACAGAUACACCGUAAUGCUGAAACUGGCGUAG
This is a messenger RNA of Salvelinus namaycush (lake trout), 1507 nucleotides long. RefSeq names its product zinc finger protein 2 homolog. Gene Ontology annotation, molecular function: DNA-binding transcription repressor activity, RNA polymerase II-specific. Lineage: Eukaryota; Metazoa; Chordata; Actinopteri; Salmoniformes; Salmonidae. Gene Ontology annotation, biological process: negative regulation of transcription by RNA polymerase II. The transcript has 3 exons. Bases 26 to 1507 code for a protein of 493 amino acids. The record is from RefSeq and is a predicted model, not a curated record.